AUGGCUAAGACUUCGGAGCAGAUGUGUGCUUUCUGUGGGAAGAAGGCUGGAGGAGACGUGGGAGGGCUGCACAACACCACUGACAACAGUAUCCUGGCUCACUACGACUGCCUGAUUUUCUCACCACAAGUGAUUACAACAGAGUCUGACGAUGAACCAGAAUUUGAUAUUUCAUCUGUGCUAGCAGAGAUUAAGAGAGGAAAAAAAAUGAAAUGUUCAUACUGUAAACAACCUGGAGCUACUAUUGGUUGUGACAUAAAAAGAUGUCACAAACAUACCAUUAUGUAUGUGUGGAAAAAGACAAAGGAACUAGAGACAGCGAGCGAUAUGUCGUCUAUUGUUCGAAACAUAAAGAUAUAAAAAAGGACAGCGAUACUGCACAAGAAACUGAAAGAUCCAGAACAUCUGAUGGUCCAUCCACAUCGUAUGACAACGAAAUGCUG
This is a messenger RNA of Staurois parvus, 443 nucleotides long. Lineage: Eukaryota; Metazoa; Chordata; Amphibia; Anura; Ranidae. The record is from the annotation of a GenBank genome assembly.